Molecule: messenger RNA, 2463 nt
Organism: Tyto alba (common barn owl)
Lineage: Eukaryota; Metazoa; Chordata; Aves; Strigiformes; Tytonidae
Gene: ADGRG3
Product: adhesion G protein-coupled receptor G3
Exons: 13
Coding region: 98-1783 (561 amino acids)
Biological process (GO): cell surface receptor signaling pathway; adenylate cyclase-activating G protein-coupled receptor signaling pathway
Cellular component (GO): membrane
Molecular function (GO): G protein-coupled receptor activity
Source: RefSeq, a predicted model, not a curated record
GAAAUGACACGGCUGUUGCCUCAGGAGCAGCUACAAGCCCUGGGGGAACCUGGGGAGGAGCAGAACUGCAGAGAAGGGGGGAGCAGAUCACUGUGGGAUGGCCACGGGCGGCCAGGAGACCCCACAAAGCAGCAUGAACCUCUUCCUGGGCACUGUCCUGCUGCUCCUGAUGCUGCCCGACACUGCUGGGGAACAGGAGAGCUGCGCCGACCUGAAGCGGGGUGACAGCUACCACCAGUGCUGCAACACGGUGGAGUUGGAGGAGCGAGGUGACGGGACCUCCAGCUCUGACUUGCCCCGGCACUGCCCGGAGCUGGCGCGCUCCAGCAGCCCCGCUUGUGCCUGCCUGCGGGAGCACUGGCUCAGGAUGCUGCAGUCGGGGGGGCCGGAGGUGAGCAGCAGGCUGCCUGGGCUGAAGGUGCUGCUCCUGAAUGUCAGCAGGGCUGUGACCCAUGAUGUCCUCAUCACUUUUUCCCCCACAGAGGGCCCUAGGACGCUGAGCAUGAUGGAGAAGGAGAAGGCAGGCAAAAUCCAGCUCCCUAGGGAGAUAUUCCAGUCCUUGAGCAGCCAGACCACGCGUGUGGUGGUGGUAGUCCUCAACAUCCAGCAGCUUGGCAUGUUCGAGGAGGUCAACCAGACAGGCCAGGUCCUGGACGACACCGUGGUGGGCAUCACGGUGGGAGAGAUGAGCAUCUCGGGGCUGCGGGACCCCGUGCAGCUCACCUUCGCCCAUGGGCAGUUGCCCCACGGUGUCACCCCGCAGUGCGUCUUCUGGGAUUCCAGCAAAGGGCAGGCAGGAGGCUGGAGCAGCAGCGGAUGUGUCACGCAGCCCAGGGACAAGGGGACAGUCUGCUCCUGCGACCACCUCACCUUCUUCACCCUCCUCCUGAACCCAGUUCUGGACAGGUCCACAGCAGAGGCCUUGAUGACUGUUGCCACUGCUGGCUGUGGGGUAGCCAUGGCUUUCUCCAUCUUCACCAUCGCCUUCUGCAUCUUCUUAAGGUGCAGGUUCAGGUCCGAGGAGACUCUUCGCAUCAACCUGGGACUGCAUGUGAACCUCGUGGGCAGCCUGCUCCUCCUCAACCUGGCCUUCCUGCUCAACAGCGGGCUCUCUGGUGGGACCCAGGCGGGGACCUGCAAGGUCCUGGGGGGGCUCACCCACUACUGCCUGCUCUGCUGCUUCACCUGGACGGCACUGGAGGGCUGUCAGCUCUACCUCCUCUUCGUCAAGGUCCUCGGCACCUACAUCCACCACUACCUGGCAAAGCUGUGCCUAGUCGGUUGGGGCUUCCCCGUUCUCAUCGUGGGGGUGGCAGGAGUCAUCGGCAGCUACGGCGAGUACAGCGUCCAGACUGCAGACCACCAGGUCAUAGCCCACCUGUGCUGGAUCACUUCCAAACAUCUCCUGGUCCACUACAUCACCAACUGUGGCUACUUUGGCCUCAUCUUCCUCUUCAACAUGGCUGUCUUCGGGGUGGUGACCCAGAAGAGCUGCUGCUUGCAGGGCACUGGGGUGGUGCAGGGAGACCGCAAGGCCUGGAAGGUGGCCCUGGUGGCAAUGGGGCUCUUUUGCCUGCUGGGAGCCACCUGGGCCCUGGCAUUCCUUACCCACGGCACCUCCUCUGUGCCCAUGAUCUACCUCUUUACCAUCCUCAACUCUCUCCAAGGAAUCUUCAUAUUCAUCUGGCUGGCCAGUCUCUACUACCCGAAGAUGAAGGAGAUCACUGGCUCCCUCUCCCACAUCAUCAGACAUGACAAGACCACCACAGUCUCCCAGGACUAGCUGCCGGCCAGCCCUCCCUGCCUGCCCGCGUGUGCGCCUGCCGAGAGCGAGCUCCGAUCCCGAGGGAUGCAGCUUCCCCACAGAGGACGAGGGCUCAGUUACUGUGCCUCAGUUUACCCUUCAGUGGGCACAAUCCACCUUAGCAGGGCUCUUUGCUUCAGCCCUUUCAUUCCUAGUGGCCUGCCUCAGGCUAGGAGCUCUGGAGAUGUCCCUUUGGCCAAAGUCCCUCCAGGCUGCAGCUCCCCCAUGGUCUCGAAGUGCCCCUGACUUCAUUGCCCAGGGGGUCUUGUGGGGGUGAGGAGGGAGCCCACGAAUGACCUGCCUUCAGCCGGGAUGGAGCCUCCCUUUGCCAGAGCUGGCCUUUGGUGCUGGACCAGCCUGGUGGGGUUUUUCCUGCUGCUGGAGGUGGGAGGAUUGACUUGCUCCAGCCCAGACUCAGGAGCUUCAGGUCUGGGAAUUAGCAAAAAAAAAGAGAAAUCCCAUGAGGUUCCUUGCAAUACACCCCCUCCAAGCGGUUUAGGCAGGGACCUGCUGGAUGUCCCUCCUGCAAAACACCCUCUGGAGCCAGCAAUGAUUUCUGUGAGGACACCGUGCUUCAGCUGAAUGUACACACACAGCCACCUCGCAGGGAAAACAACUGUCUUCCUCUUAUCUGCAUUUUACUAUUAAAUCCUUGCCAG